Messenger RNA from Miscanthus lutarioriparius, 636 nucleotides. NCBI's taxonomy places the organism in Eukaryota, Viridiplantae, Streptophyta, Magnoliopsida, Poales, Poaceae. The record is from the annotation of a GenBank genome assembly.
AUGGAGCAGCAGACCGUCAUCCUGUACCCGAGCCCUGGCGUCGGCCACAUCGUCCCCAUGGUGCAGCUCGCCAAGGUCUUCCUCAGGCACGGCUACGACGUGACCAUGGUGAUCGCGGAGCCAGCCGCCAGCUCGCCCGACUUCCGCAUCGUCGAUGUCGGCCGCGUCGCUGCCUCCAACCCCGCCAUCACCUUCCACGUCCUCCCACCGGUCCCGUACGCCGACCUCGCCGUCUCCGGCAAGCACCAUUUCCUCCUCACGCUGCAGGUGCUGCGACGGUACAACGACGAGCUGGAGAGGUUCCUCCGCUCCACCGUCCCGCGCCAGCGCGUGCACUCCCUGGUGGUCGGCAUGUUCUCCACCGACGCGGUCGACGUCGGCGCCAAGCUGGGCGUCCCCGUGUACACGCUCUUCGCCUCGGCCGCCGCCACCCUGGCCGUCGUGGCUCAGCUGCCGGCGUUGCUCUCCGGCAGGCGAGCGGGCCUCAAGGAGCUCGGGGACACGCCGCUCCGGUUCCUCGGCGUCCCAUCUCGUCAGGGAGCUGCUGGGGCACCCGGACGACGACGAGCUGUGCAGGACCAUGGUGGACGUCUGGACGCGCAGCACGGACGCCAGCGCCAGCGGCGUCCUCGUUAA